Molecule: messenger RNA, 637 nt
Organism: Aspergillus ochraceoroseus IBT 24754
Lineage: Eukaryota; Fungi; Ascomycota; Eurotiomycetes; Eurotiales; Aspergillaceae
Exons: 1
Coding region: 22-312 (96 amino acids)
Source: RefSeq, a predicted model, not a curated record
UGCAGCAAAUUCAUCAAACUCAUGGGACAUUACAUCCGGUACCCCGUCGACAUGUUGCUUUUGCCCGUGUCUAUCCUUUUCGGCUAUUUCCACGGAGGUAUCAAGAUGUACGCAGUUCUGACACUUAGUGUGGUAUGUUACAAAUCCCGAUCCUUCCUUCACCUGAUCCCACCACCCAAUUUACGCACCGCUCGGGAGCUGCAGCAGUCUAGCUCCUAUCUACAAAGUCGAUGUGCUGUCCAGACUUUCAUCGGCAGUAGUCGGCUUUAUGUCCCUACAAAUAUUCCUUGCUAUCAUCCCAAUACCUUGUAGCCAGCCCCUCCCGUGCAAUAUAGCUCGUGGGCCCGUCCUCUCUCUUCCCCUCAUUCCUGGUUCUACUCUACACUUGAAUUCCUCAUUUGCUCCUCCCCCUCUCCCCUGUCCCCCAAAACAAGGAAAGAAUAACACGAGAGCAAUAUUUUUUUUUUCUGGGCCCGGCCAAGCUGACUUUCUUGUUCUAGACCACAUGGGGAAGCCGGGAUGGUGCCGAUGAUUUCGACGCAGAACGCAUGAAAAAACGAACAGAUGUUGAACACCACCUGAAAGCACCAGCUUACUACCCCAAAUUUAUCACUCACAAUUCGCGACCGGCACAGCU